UCAAAAACAAUUGAAGUGAUUUUAUAAAAGCUAUGAGAUAUUUGAUAAAAACCAUCAAAUUUGUUGAACCACUUAUAAGACAAACUAAUUACAAAAUUUGUUUUAAAAUCAAAGCAAAUGAAUUAAACUCAAGGAAUAUAUAUAUGUCUGCAAAACAAUUUAAAAAUGAGUCAAAAGAUAACGAAAGAGAUUUGAAAGAUUUGGUUGAUAUCGAACAGAGAGUUAAAAAGAUAAUGUCUGAAUAUGUAGAUCCGUCCUCACCAUUCAUUGGACUCAUUGAGAGAUGGACUUCAAAACCAUGGCUUAAGUUGUUUGGUGAUAAAGUCAAGACAAUUAAAGUCAAAAAAAUUACAAAAGGAGAUUAUAGUCCAAUGGAGGACAGUAUGUUUAGACUGGCAUUUGAUUUAACCGGUUAUAAACCUAAAGAUAUCCGUAUCAUUAUAUCGGAUACUAAACUAUAUAUUGAGGCCAAAAAAGAGGAGGAAAGCACUGAAGGAUCCAAAGCGUGGCGCGAAUUCUCAUAUGAAAGCAAAAUCAGUYCUAAUGUCGACAGAGACCAGAUUAAUGCCACUCUCGACUCAGGAGGACUUCUUGUCAUUGAAGGACACGUUCCAAGAAGUCAAGAAACAACCGAAAGAAAAAAAUCUAAAUAA
Molecule: messenger RNA, 653 nt
Organism: Oppia nitens
Lineage: Eukaryota; Metazoa; Arthropoda; Arachnida; Sarcoptiformes; Oppiidae
Exons: 1
Coding region: 33-653 (206 amino acids)
Biological process (GO): protein refolding; response to heat
Molecular function (GO): protein folding chaperone
Source: RefSeq, a predicted model, not a curated record